UCUGUAGCUCUACACUCUACCACGUGAUUUCUGAGAAAUGCUCCGUCUGUGGUCACGUGAUGUUUAUGAAACUCAGCCUCUCAGCCACGCCCCCUCUGCUCCUUUCCUGGAUGCACACUGAGCAUGCUCAGACUGACAGGCUGAGAGGCUGAGAGGCUGCAGCAGGGAGAGAUCAGUUCACUACUGGAGGAUGAAGAGGAUGAAGAGGAGACAGGAGGACCUCCUGGAGGACCAGAGGGAGGACCUGAAGUUCAGCUGGUAGAAUGUGUGGAAACUUGACUUGUAGAUGAUGAAGGUUGGGCUUCAGAGUGUUGCUCAAGGACACUUGGGCAGGAAGUGUUGCAGGUGAAGGAGUGAGUGUGAGUUCCAGGAAGAAACAGUCUGUCAGGAACGAGCCUGAUGGGAAAUACUGGAACAGAGGAACACUGGAUGGAGUCUGGGCAUUAUUCUGUGUGUGUGUGUGUGUGUGUGUGUGUGUGUGUGUGUGUGUGUGUGUGUGUGUGUGUGUGUGUGUGUGUGUGUGUGUGUGUGUGUGUGUGUGUGUCUCCAGUCAGUAAAGUCAGUGUGUUUUCAGUCCAGCUCAGUAAAGCUUCAGUCUUCUGUCAGUUUUCCUCCAACACUGAUGAAACCAAGUCUCCUCCUCCGCCUGACGCUUCGUCUUCACUGGACUUUAUUCUCUGCAUCUGGUUCUUCAUGUUCAGGACACACUUUUUACUUUUAGAUUAUAUCCUGCAGUCAGGAUGAUGGUGUGUGUGUGUGUGUGUGUGUGUGUGUGUGUGUGUGUGUGUGUGUGUGUGUGUGUGUGUGUGUGUGUGGUGUGUGUGUGUGUGUGUGUGGUCUUCUCUAACAGUAUUUCAGUCAGUCCACUGAACUCUGUAGCUUUCAGGACUCGGAUGUUUCUCUUUCUCUGAGAGGCGGAGCCUCUUUCCAACACACACUCCCACACUCUUCAACGGUCCGUGAAGGAUUUCAGACUCUGGACUCGUUCUAAAGCCUCCAGACUGGUGUUAAACUGGUCUAGUUGUGGAUUUUAAAGCUGAACAAAGUGAAGGACUGAAGAGUUCGGGGUGGUGAAGUCUCCUCCUCCAGACCUCAGUGAGACGAUGUCUUCACCCUCCAGCAGCCUGAGAACAUGACUCCGAGGAGAAGGCCUCCAGCAGCCGCCGUCUUCCUGGUGAUUGUGAGUGUCUUCAGGGCUGAUUCCUUCACCUGCCAUCCAGCUGAGUAUGAAGUGGACAAUGAGUGCUGUCCCAUGUGUCCAGCAGGAACUCGAGUGGGGGUUGACUGCACAGAGCUCAGGAGCAUUUCCUGUCUGCCCUGUAUGGAGGGAACCUUCACAGAAAAGCCCAACGGGUUAAAGAAGUGUUUCUCCUGCACACCCUGUGAUCAAGGUUCUGGACUGACAGUGAGGAAGUCCUGUUCAGCAACAUCAGACACAGUUUGUGAGCCGCUGGAAGGAUUUCUGUGUGUCGACUCUUCUGACAGAAACGGCUGUGCAGCAGUGAGGAAGCACCACAGCUGUGAGCCGGGUCAAUACAUCCAUCAGAAAGGAACAGCCUCCUCAGACACCCAGUGCUCCCCCUGCAGCGACGGGACGUUUUCUGACGGGAACUCCACCACAUGUCAGCAGCACACACAAUGUGAAGAGCUGGGCCUGCUGCAGACAACAGCUGGAAACACUUCAGCUGAUGCUCAGUGUGAGGAAGAAAACCUAUCUGGAACAGUCAAAGCUGUCAGUGUGGGUCUGGUUCUGGUGGUUCUGUUAAUACUCUCAGUAGGUGGAGUUGUAAUGUUUAUAAAACGAAAGACUAUCUUCAAGGAACGGCAGAACUGACCAGGAGACGUGAAGCUGGUUCCUCCUCCAGCAGCAGAGCUGAACCUCCUCUGUGAGACGGACUCUGAGGCUCCAGAAGCUCAGAUCUCUGAAGAGUCUCCAGACUGACCAGAUCCCAUCACACUGAGACCAGCUGCUGCUCACACACUGACACUUCACCACACAGCUGGUCUCUGCUGGGACAGAUGUGUUCCUCAGAGGGUCUGCAGGGUUCAGGGUUCUGUGUGAAGACAGGAGAACCAGCUGGAUGUCUGAGUACAGAACAAUCUACAAGAUCUGGUGACCAGCCAGAGGAGAGAGGCUGGAGUCAGGGAACCCUGAGAACCACAUGAGAGGAGCUGGACUCAGACACUGGGGAACCAGAGAACCAGAGAUACAGGGAACCAGAGGCUAGGUCACUAACAGUGUUGGUAUAACGGUGUUAGAUUGUAAUGGCGUCAGUAACGGUGUUAUUUUUUUCAGUAACAAAUAAUCUAAUUAUUACUUUUCCCAUCGUUGCGACGCCGUUACCAUUACUGACAAUAUGAAGUGGUGCGUUACUAUGAUUAGAUUGAAUAAAGCGCGAGCGUUGCUUCUGCUGCACACAUCAGCUGCAGGAGAGAGCAGGGAGGAGGGGGUAGAGGGGAGGGGAGGGGGUGAUGAAGACGCGAUUAUUGGCUGGUGGGCGGAUCAUGGCCUGAUCACGUGUCUCACUCGCUGCACGCUCUGACCGUUAAACACAACAAGCUUGAGCCCAGUAGAGCUGGGAAUUCUGGCUCUUUGAAGGGAGCCGGCUGCUGAGGAGCCAGGAGGCCUAAUGUACAGUUACAGAGAUUUGCACUACUUAAAGGUGUAGCGGAUGAUGUUUUUAGCCAAUGAAUUGCGUGAUGCGAAUCUCAACUAUUGGUCCUCCAACAUGUCAAUCACACUGGAGAAACGCGACAAUUGAUCGGCGUUUCCUUGGGAGUAGCAGUAGAGCAUGGUAGGACGGUCUGGCGCAUCCGCGUUUUUCAAAAAGCGAGUAACAGACGUUUGGCUUCGACUUUUGAGAAAAUCGUCCAAUAUACCUGGCCAGAGGUUUACAUUUGUGUUUUCUUAAGAGGCUGCAAUCUAUUUCAAAUAAAUGCCAAAUGUCCUAAAA
Molecule: messenger RNA, 2954 nt
Organism: Salarias fasciatus (jewelled blenny)
Lineage: Eukaryota; Metazoa; Chordata; Actinopteri; Blenniiformes; Blenniidae
Product: tumor necrosis factor receptor superfamily member 14-like
Exons: 8
Coding region: 1133-1834 (233 amino acids)
Biological process (GO): positive regulation of cytokine production involved in immune response; positive regulation of T cell migration; defense response to Gram-negative bacterium
Cellular component (GO): external side of plasma membrane
Molecular function (GO): protein binding
Source: RefSeq, a predicted model, not a curated record